AGGUCGCAGAUACCCCAACUCCCCCCAAGAAGGAGACCAGAUCUGUCGGGUCUCAACUUUCUAUGCCAAAACCCCAGAGAAGAUCACUUUUCACUCAGACAAAGUGGAAGACUUGUGAUAAAGAUCUUAUUUAAUAAUGAAAAACAAUUUCUCUGAAGUUUGAUACCCAGUGGAAUAGAUGGAAACCACUAUUGACUUAGUAUUUUCAAAAUGAUUUCUUUCUCUCUCCCUCUCUUUCUUUCUCUCUUUCUCCUAAAACAUGUUGUGUGUAUUCAGUUAUAUAAAUUUUAUGUUCAUGGGUAAGCAAAAAAAAAAAAUCUGAAUUUUCUCUGACUUUUCUAGGGGUACAAGCUGUUGAAAAGGUGACAACGAGAGAAAUAGGAAUAAGUUGUAAUCUACUACCAGCCCCUCCUUUAGGAGCACAACCCAUAAAUGUUCCAACACUCGACGAGUCGUUUGCCACUGAGGAAACUGACAGCAUCCAGGAUGAGGUAGAAGAUCCUGAUGAAUCCUUCCAGUCCAUCGAGUCUGAUGACACUGACGGAAGUGAUCUAGGGAAUGAUCGUGAAAGAAAGUUUCUUGUUUAUGAAGGUCAGCUCAUGGACCUAUUUGGAAAUUGUCCAUCAUGUGCACAACCAACAUAUGGGGAAAUUCAGCAGAUAAAGGGAUCAUUCAUCACUAUCACCCAGGAUUGUGGAUUUUGCGCAUUCCAGAGAACUUGGAGCAGUCAACCCUUCAUUGGUAGCAUUCCUGCUGGAAAUUUUGAACUGUCGUGUGCAUUGCUGUUCUCGGGAUCUUUACCAAGCAAAGCAACCCGGAUGUUCCAAUUUCUGAACAUGGCGUCCAUUUCCUACAGAACAUUCAUGUAUCACCAACAGUGUUAUCUACAUCCAGUAGUGAUUGAGGUGUGGAGAGACCAGCAAGCAUCGUACAUGCAAGAAGCACAGAAUUCAGGUCGACAUGUUCAUCUUGGUGGUGAUGGAAGGGCAGACACACCUGGCCAUUGUGCAAAAUUCGGAAGUUACACCCUAAUGGACCUUGAAAAGAACAUGGUGGUGGAUCUGCAGCUCAUACAGAGUAAUGAGGUUCAUGGAAGUUGCAACAUGGAGAAGGAAGGACUGAUUAGAGGAAUCAAUUACUUUGAGCAGAAUGGAGUUCCAAUUGGACAAAUCGUCACUGACAGACAUCUCCAGGUUGCCAAGUGGCUGCGGGAAAACUUGCCCGAGACAACUCACAAUAUUGAUGUCUGGCACGUUGCCAAAGGUUUGAAAAAGAAGCUCCUGGCUCUCAGUAAAGAAAAGGAGUGCGAGGACCUGAGGGAGAGUUUAGUCAACCAUUUGUACUGGGUGCCUUCCUCCACACAAGAAGAUGAAGAUGAUGAGUUGAAAUGGGAAAAGUGGACAAGCAUAACAAACCACAUCCAGAACAUACAUGAUGGUCAUGGGGAACAGUUUCAGCAGUGUGAACAUGGGGAUCUAGACCCAACUACUAGGCGAAAAAGAUGGCUUAGACCAGGAACAAAGGUGAUGGAAAAGUUGGAACUUAUAGUGAACAGCCGACAAAUGAAGAGAGAUAUCCCAAUGCUUUCACCAUCAUUUCAAACAUCAAGUUUAGAAGCGUACCACUCCAUCAUAAACCAGUUCGCCCCAAAGAUGUACAAGUUUUCAUACUUUGGAAUGCAGAGUCGCCUAACACUAGCAGCUCUUCAUUAUAAUGAAAACUCGGAAAAGGCCCAGGCAGCCACCAGAGAAGGGAAUCUGCAAUACAGCAUUGUGUUUCCAAAGCAAAAGAAGGGGGAAUUCACCGUAAAGAAAGUCAAGACUCGGAGUACUUAUGAUUAUGUUGCUGUCCUCAUGGACGCUGCAAAAAGCCGGGCCAGGGACACCAAGAUGCCACACUGUGAUGACGUUGGAGAGGCUCCACCACCACUUUGUGAACAGUUCUUACAUCCAGAGAAAGAAGAUGCAGUAGAUCAGAUGCUCACACGUUACUGAAGGAAUUAAGCCAUGUUGAAUCCCUGGUAUACACCGUCUUCUGCCGGAUAUGUGUUGCGGAUCUUUUGGACAGCACAGGCAGGAAGUGGUACGCGAACAUGCUUCCCCAACCAUCCCCAACACCAUCUGGCAAGCUGUCUGUACCC
Magallana angulata is the source of this 2140-nucleotide messenger RNA. RefSeq lists its product as uncharacterized. The coding region runs from base 600 to 1994 and encodes 464 amino acids. The record is from RefSeq and is a predicted model, not a curated record. The transcript has 8 exons. Lineage: Eukaryota; Metazoa; Mollusca; Bivalvia; Ostreida; Ostreidae.